GUUGUCCAACGAAUUUAAUUGAUCAUGUUUUUGUAAAAAAGUAAUUAAAUUUAAUUAAUUUACGCGUGAAUUUUGGAAAAAUUAUCAUUUUUUCGAUACUUUUGAUCAUUUUAAUCAUUCAUCGGGUCGAUUGAAAAAAAAAGUGAAUUUUAUAUGUGGCGUUUGUUCGUUGAUAUAUUGUUAUUAAGUUCUCGCGUAGCCGACCAAUAGGAACGCUCGGUAUAUUGUUUUCUGUUAAUUUGUUAUUGCGUAUUUUAUUGCAAGUUUGUUUGGUUGUAAUUGUAAAUUUUUGCAAUCAUGAUUUUGGUAAACGUGUUGUAAAUUUGAAUAUUAGAUUUAAUGAUAGUGAUGUGACGCCAAACUUGUAUCUACGAUGAACAGAACACUAACAAUUCGAAGAAAUUAGUGCUUGUCACGUGACCUUUUGGAAAAUGGCGCUUUUUGUGGCAAACCGUUAUACAGCGAGCAGAGAUAAGUAAUGUCAUGUCAUAUACGAGUUUGUUGAUCUAGUAUUUACUUUUGCCCAUCGAAGUGUGAUAACUGAUUGAUUAGCAAAAAAUGUUCAGUAGAGCCAGGAGGAGGGGGCGCCCUCCCAAAUCUGGCAAUGUAGAGAAAUCUAGGCACUUGAAUAUUUUGAAAAAGCCUAGAUAUUUAUUGGAUUCGAAAGACCACAGUGAUACGUCCAAUUCGCAAGUUUUAUCACCUUUUUCGCGCAAUUCGUCUCCGAUUGGAAGCGAUGUGAGUCGAAAAAGUCGAACGAAAAAGAAAACUAAGACCAAACCUAAAGCGAAGCCUGCAAAAAAUAAAAGUUAUUAUUCGGAUAACGUCGAAGACAAAUAUUCCGAUUAUCACUACGGCUCAGAUUUUGGAGAAGAGGAUAGUGAUAAAAGUGAUAACAACGAUUCCCUCGGCACCAGCGAUUUAGAUGAAAAUCGCGAAGAGCUCAGUGACAGCGAUUUCUCCGUAUCUAGUUAUUCUACAACCGGUGGCAAUAAUCGUAAAAAUAUUACAUAUCAAAGAAAUCCCACUCCCGAACCUCUAUGGCUGCAAAACCGAGAUAUUCCGCCGCUAGAAUUACCAAAGACUUCCGACGAUCUGCUCGUACCCAGAGAACAUGUUAUGACCGCAUUAUCAAUAUACGAAGUACUUAGAAGGUUCAGAACGUUAAUACGUUUGUCGCCGUUCAGAUUCGAAGAUUUUUGCGCCGUUUUAACAUGCGAAGAGCAAACGUACCUGUUCGCCGAAAUACAUAUAAUGCUUUUGAAAGCUAUUUUACGCGAAGAAGACGCUCAGCAGACUCAUUUUGGCGCCCUAGAUCAAAAAGAUAGCGUAAAUUCCGUGCUGUAUUUCAUCGACGGUGUUACUUGGCCCGAAGUGUUACGGGCGUACAUUGAAAGCGAUGGUACUUUCGAAGAACCCAUUUUACAGAUAUUGAACUCUUGCGAGUACCCAUUUACCGAUAUCGAAAACCGUCUUAAAAUAUUACAAUUUCUUAUUAACCAGUUCUUAAUAACCAAUCCUGUUAGAGAAGAUCUCAUCCAUGAAGGUGGUUUCCAGUAUGAAGAUCAUUGUCGUGUUUGCCACAAAGUUGGUGAUUUAUUAUGUUGUGAAACUUGCCCGGCUGUUUUUCAUUUGGAAUGUGUUGAUCCGCCUCUAACAGAUGUUCCUACUGAAGACUGGCAAUGCAACUUAUGCAAAAUUCAUAAAGUUACCGGUGUCACUGAUUGUAUACCUGAUAUUGAAAAAUCUGGUUUAUUAUCUCGUCAAGAACCACUUGGCUUCGAUAGACAUGGGAGAAAAUAUUGGUUUCUAUGUAGAAGAAUAUUUAUUGAGAGCGAAGAUGGAGAAUAUUGGUACUAUUCGUCCGUCCCUCAAUUAGACGAGUUACUCGAGACGUUGGAUUCUCAAGAAUACGAGGCUGGGCUUUGUCGAGAAAUCAACGAAUUUCGAGAAGAAAUCAUUAGACAAAUGACAAUUACCGAGAAACUGACAAUGCAAUCUAAAGGCAGCAAAAAAUCGUUCUUAGAAGUGGAAAACGCUGCUUUAUCGAAACUUCAAAAAGAAAGAUUAGAGAAAAGGAUACAAGAAGAAGAACAGAAACGUCAAAAAGGCAAGAAAGACGACGAUUCCAGCUCCCAGGGUGGAGAUGAUGACGUAACUGCGGAUGGAAAUGGCGAUUCCAAAGACAAUGAGAAACCCGAUUCUGGUGAAAAUGCCGAUAAAGCGCACGGCAAAGGGGACGAUAAAGAUGAAAAAAUGGAUGUUUCGGAAAAUGACGAAGAUGAAGAAGAUCUGGACGAUGAAGACGACGAAGAUGGAAGCUCAGAAACCAAAAAACAGAGGAAACGUGACAUAGUUACGCGUUCCAAAACCGGAUCUCUUACACCGAGAACGUACAAUAUGGAAGAAUUACGUAAAAAAGACAAGCCUAUCACACCGAAAGUAGAAGCAGGUAAAGCGAAUGAGAAACGCGAAAAAGAAUACCCGGAUAUACACGAAAUCAAUGGUAGCCGAUUAACGAGAUUGAAAGCGCAGCAAAUUUCUACCGGAACGUACCUAUUUAAAUUAGGAAUGGAGAAUAGUUAUAAAAAUUACACCAAUCAGUAUAGCAUGAACCAAAUAGCUUUGAAUAAGUUCCAAAAAAGCGAAGAACGCGAUAAGAAACGCCACAUGUCUUAUAAAUUUUCACUUACCACUGCCGCCGAAUUCAAGUGGCCUGGAAAUAUUUACAGUAAUCGAUCUCAACUGGUAAAUUCAUUAAGACAGAGCGUUCUACAAAUGGAAAACAGUAUUCCACCGGCCUUCAUGCAUGUGAAUUGGUCUCAAAUGAGAAAAGCUUGGAUUGCUGCAGUAAAUUCUAGCAAUACCCCGAGAGAAUUCGCUCGAGCUAUUAUAGCUUUACACGCUUGUAUUAAACCAGUAGUUUUUGCCUCCGUCUGGCACGAUCAAUUGGGGCAUACGAAAUUAAUUCGUAUUACGGCCGCCGAACGCGAGGAAAAGAAACGAUUAGACAAGAAAGAGAAAAAAGAGUAUGCCGAAGAAGAAGAAAGAAAUAGAAUGACAUAUAAUUUCGUUAAAUACACUUUGGGAUUGAAGCACCAAGUAUAUAAACAAAAAGGUGAAGAAUACCGAAUACACGGUCAAUGGGGGUGGCUGUGGUUAGCUUCGACUCGACGAGUAAAAAUCGCCGAUUCUCGAGAUUUGGGAUUAAGCAGCGGGCCUUAUAAAUACAUGGUUCAAGUUAAAGAUGAAAAAGGAUUCAAAAUUCUAGCCGUAGAAGAAAGAAUUUACGAAAUUUUAAUGAAACAGUGUAAUAACGAGGGAAAAGAGGAUAUGGAAGUCGACGAAAGUGACAAAAAAGAAAGCAGUGUCCUCGCUAAUUUAAAGAACCUGAAAGUGAUUCCGCCCAAAACUGAAUUCACCGAAAUCGACGUCUCCAAAUCGCUAUUAACACCAGGUCGCUUACAUUACCCGAAAGUAGCCAAAAAAUCCAAAUUGGAUGAAUUAUUAACGAGGCGAACUCAUCUGAAGGCGUUGGAAGAACGACAACUCGCCGCCAAAAAGGCGGCUGCUGCUACUCCUAGUACUUCAACGGCGACGACAACGACUCAACCAUCGCAAGCUUCGACGACGACGACCACGGCGACAGCGACACCGGCAACUGCGACAGAUAAACCUGCCCCUUCUAUCGCAAAUCCGACCAAUAACAAUGCGCUUUUUAACGCUUUAACUGUGAAAAUACACGCGUUGAGGUCGCAGUACAUAUCGUUGACUCAACUGAACAAAACUUACGUUUGUUAUUCUCGCGGCUGUGCUAAUCAAAAACCAUUAGAAUGCUAUUCGCCUUUGUGUCGUAAAAGGUCCCGUUUACGCGUGGAAUUGCUGGAAUUGUUGCAUAAAGCUAGCGCUCUCAACCAGGCUAAUAAAGAAAAUAAGGCUACGCCGGAGACCAAUGUGAAGAAAAUCAUCAAAACCGAAGAAGAAGCCAAGCCAACGACUAGCGUAAACAGCGCGGUGACGAAUAUCGCCGAUAUUAAAAUCUCCACCACCGAAACAGAAAGUGCCGUGGUCAAGACCGAAACAGUCCCUGCGUCAGCAGAAGUCAAAAUAGAGGCUCCAGAACAACAACAACAACAACAAGAAACACCACCACAACCGCAGCCAGAGCCAGAGCAACAACAGGUGCAAAUUAAAGAAGAAAACCAGAACUCCUCUUCUUUCGCUGCUACCGCCGAAGGUGUGAAAAUUGAAAACGCCGAACCUGUUGCUUCUGCUACCGAUGACGUAAACUCCGCUACGACCACAGCUGAAGAGUCUCAACCAGUUGCUAGUGCCAAUAACGACAAUCCUACAACCGAAACACCACUGGUUGGCGAUAACAAUGAUACCGUUGUCGCUAAUCAACCUACCAAUACCGUCAAUCAAACCGAACCGCUGCAAACUGAGACCAGUGUACCUCAAAACGAAGAAAAGCCAGCAGACACCAAUGGCGAAAACACCACCGUGAAGGUUGAAAUCAAAAACGAAUGCAUCGACAUUAAAACUGAACACGAAUCCUUCGACCAAGUCGCCCAACCUUCGUAUCCGUCUUUCUUCGCCAAUGCUACAGAUAUCUGUAACGAAGUGGAAAUCGGCGCUAAUGAAGAAGUCGAAGAGUCGAUGUCGGAAAGUGGUUCGGAUCAGAGUGACGAUGAAAGCAAGAAGAAGAAAACCGAAACCGAAAAAACCAUUAAACAAGAACAAGUUGAAGAGAAAUCUGAUGCCGGAGCUGCUCCAUCGAAAAGUACCGCCGAUGCUGAAAACACCAAAAACGAACGUACUAUUAAAACAUUACCGCCUAAAUCAUCCUCUUCAGCGGUGCCAGAUACCGCUGUUAAUACGACAACGACCACUCUCUCGUCGAGAGGUAAAAGUGCCUUUUACGCGAAACGACAUAAUAUAAAGUCAUCGAUCGUUAAACUAGAACCUUUGAGUUUGGGUGGAAGGAACACCAGGACAGUUUCGGCCUUACCAAAUAUCAUGUCUACUCCGAUCGUGGCACCUCGUUCUAAUUUAGAUGACAUGAAGUAUUCGACCACCGAUACCAAACAAAAGAUCUACCUUAAAAAGAUCCAAAAUCAAGUUAUAGACAAGAGGAAAAAACGUUCUCCGGUCAAGUACCCGCAAACUUCUACCUUCGCUACCCGUGCCAAUAAACACAGUAUUAUGAUUUUGGCUCCUUACGAGUUGAGAAAAUUAGCUCGAAAAGCUGGACGAUUUUACGUCUCCGGGUUCAGUUAUUUGGCCAAGGCCAAUCACCGAGUAUGGAAUUAUCCUUGUCCGAGACCGCUGUUUAAAACUAGCUGGCUGUAUCGUGCUGUCAACGUUCAUACCAUACUGGCGGCUGGAUUACAUUUCCGCAUUAUGUGGGCUUCGUUGAAAUGGGACGAUAUGCAGACGAAACAUUCGUUGGAUAUGAAAAACCAAGUUACCAACGAAACCGAGAUUAUUACGACGGAAAUUUUAGAAAAGAAACAUCUCGGACCGUUCUGCGAGCGAACCGAGUACAAAUUACGUAAAAUUGUCACACCAUUGGAAACACCAAAGACCAUCAGAGAAGUAACAUCGUUCCGAACCGGUCUUCGAAAACGUAAACGAGAAGAAGCUUUAGAUAAAGUCGAUCCUCAAAUAUCGGAAGUAUGGGUUGACGAAUCGAAACUCGAAUUGUGGGAAAUUAAACAAUUCGCCGAAAAAUUGGAGAAAGAAGCUUUGGUGGCCCAAACGCAAUCCAUGCUAAGACCGAGACCGUUGGUCAACACGGUGAAUCGUAAUUCCAUCGCAGGUACGCCGGACUCGAAAGACGGUUUGUUACAGAAAACCUCCAAUACCAGCGACGACGUUAAAGAACGAGUACAACGUAUAAUGAGCCAGAAUCGUAAAGCUCUCGAUGCGGCUAAUACGCCUACGCCGAAUGCUAAAUCCAUACUGCAGCCUUCCGGCGAAGGAAACGUUAUUCGGAAGUUUAUCACGAGCACGCCUUUCAAUUCGUCCAAUUCUCAAGUGCUGAAUUUACUUAGUAAAAGUGGUACUUUGACACCAGGCACGCCGAAUUCUACGUUUACGAAAGAAAAUUCCAGAUUUUUGAUCACCACCGGAAAUGGUACGCCGGUUAAUGCGGAUAAAACGAUGGUCGGAGCUCGUCGUAUUUUCAUGGCGAAAGGACCCGAUGGCAAAGCUACCGUUAUUACUUCGGCAGCGGGGAAUAUUUUACCAAAAUUAAUUCAACAAAAGGGACAAGUCGCCGUGUCGCAAGCGUCCACUCCCACUGUGACGCAAGAUGUGUCGCAGAAUGCUGCAAAUGCCGCUGCAAAUAAUGCGAUAACUAAAUUAAGAGGAAACCCUGUACAACAAAGAAUACAAAUAUCCAAAACACCAGAUGGAAAAUUCCAAGUGAAAGGAUUGUUACCUGGCCAACAACUGGUUCAAUUACCCGGCGGCAAAUUGCACGUUUUGCAUACGCAACAAAGCGGCGGCGUUACGUCCACUUCAUUGGCCGGAAAUGCUGUUCUGAAGAAAAUCGACGGAGAGCCGAACGCGCCUACCGGUGUCGUGCAACAGGUAGCCAUAGCGAACACAGUCGCCUCAGCCAAUGAAGAAAAUCUCGCUGGUAUUAUUACAUCGGAUGCGAAUACCCAACAACCCAAACAACAGAUCGCCGUCUUAGCCCAAAAUGUGAAUAAUGCCGCCCUUAAAUCAUUCUUACCAGUUUCCAAACUUCAGAUGAGUCCUAUGGUUGGUGGAGCCAAAACCACCCAGGUAAUUUUGAAAUCGCAACCCGGUAUGCAAACUUUGAUUCCUAAAACAUCUGGAAAUACGACCGUACUGGUUAAUAAUUCUGGUCAAGUAGUCAAUCCGCAACAGAUAGUUAUCGGUGGUAAAAAUAUCGCUACUCAGGCGUCGGUCGCUGUGACUCCUACGCUACAAACCAUCGCUACGCCGAAACAGACAUCUGUUGUGCUCACCUCCGAGGGUCAAAUGGUGAACACAAUGAGCCCUCUGUUGCUCAACAGCGCCAAUAUGAACACCGUGAACGUAUUACAGAACCUGGUGAACGGUAAAGCCGCCUUAACUACGAUUAACGGACAACAGGUCAUCAUUCGAGCGGCUGGAGGAGACGGAACAUUAGCGCAAUUGGCGACCACACCAGGCGGUGCAGCGAAUAUCGUCAAAGUGGUCAGAUCCGCGGCGCCGGGUACCAUUUCGAAUUUGAAUAUUCAAACAACCACCGCCACGUCCAUUCUGCAAAAUCAACCUCCAUUGACUCCGAUCGCCGCUGCCGUCGCUCCUGCUGCACCUACAUCUGUAGUUACCCAUCAACAAGCCCCGAUUACUACGACAACUAUACAAUCGCCUACCAAAUUGACACCAAAAACGCAAGUCACCAAAACCAUCUUGGCUCCUAAGCCGAAAAAGAUUUCUCCCGCGGUUGCUACCGCCCCAACGUCCGCCGCUGCUGCUCCUGUAACGUCGAACAUUGGUCCGGGCGGCGAUGCCGCGAGUCGUACUAAUGCCAGCGGAUUAACACCUCAACAAGAAGCCAUGCUUGCCAAUGAACCUCCCGGUACAAUUAUCAAAUGCAUUACCGCGCAAGUUAUACAAAGCCCACAAGGACCGAGGAUCGUCUUACAAGGUCUUCAAGGAUCCAAUUUCACGCCUCAACAGUUGCAAGUUAUUCAGCAUCAAGUUAAACAACAGUUGUUGAAAACUCAAGCUUCGGCGGGAAAUCAAGGUAUUCUUGGACCGACGAAAAUUUACCUUGCCAUGCAACAGGCGCCGGGUGCUGGCGAUGCAUCGAUUAAGGAAAAUAACGCUUCGCAGCCUGAAUCAUCAUUCAAACAAGAAGUGAACAACGUACUAGAUUCGUUACCGCCUAUAGCUCCUAAACAACCUGUCAAUCCGACCAUCAUGCCGCAACAGCAAACUAUGCCUGCUCUUAAUGAAACCCUUAUCAAUAAAACGGAAGGAAGCUUAUUAGAAAAUCAUUUGCUGUCAAGUCCUGCAGAUCAAACACGUCCCAGUGGUACAGAUACUUCGGCCGAAACCAUUUCUCCAGCUGGAGAAGGCAAAGUAGGUGGCCGAAAACGACCAUCUUCUAGCAGUGUGGAUGAAGAGACUCCAGCCAAAAAGGGUCGACGAGCAAAAACACCCAAAGCGACACCUGUUGAAAAAACCAACAAUAAAGCUCGACUUAGUAAAAUACAAGAAGAGAAGAAAUGGAAUCAAACGCAACAUAAACUACAAAAUCUGUUAUAUCGUCAAAAAGAACAACUUAAGAAGGAAAUACUUCAAAAACGAGAUAUUUUAGAGAAAGAAUUGAAAAUGCAGAUUCAGAAAGAGAUACACGCGCAGAACAAACAAAUCGAUCAAUACACCACCUCAUCAACUUCGUCGUCGUCCGUUCAAAAUCAAUCGAAUCUUUCAUCUAUGGCAAACGCCAAACGUAAAAUGACCGCAGGAGUGGCCGGCUCGUCUGCCUCGCCUUCUAAUUCGGUUUCCCAAGCAGUUCGUACCGGUGCAAACGUCACGUACACGACGACUCCGACCGCUGCCAACGCCGGUGUCCCAACAACUCCUUCGAACGCCAGAAAUCUGCUACAGAUGACCUUAAGCAAUAGAACCGGCGUACCCGGUGUCGUCAGCAGUGGCCAUACCACCAGCUCCGGCAGAACGGUUACUCCGACUGCUGCGGCUGCUGCAGCCGCUGCCGCAGCAUCCGGUAGAUUAUCUCAAGCGGCGAGUUCGCAACACGUUAGCGCGGCAGCGUCUACCAAUAUGAGGAAAACCACCGCUCAAACUGCCGCCAAAACGCCUAACCGUAGAGCCGGUAAACGUGAUUCUCGAGGAGGUGCUGGCAAACAGCAAAGCCUUAUUGGCACCGUGACCACGUCGCGUUCCAAGAAAGAGAAAUUGUUGUGCGUUUGCCGGACACCGUAUGAUGAUACGAAGUUUUACGUCGGAUGCGAUCUGUGUAACAAUUGGUUCCAUGGCGAUUGCGUCGGUAUUACCGAAGAGAUGAGUAAAUCGUUAUCAGAAUUCGUAUGUUUGGAAUGCGCUCACGCCAGAGAAUCGCAAGAAUUAUAUUGUCUUUGCCGGCAACCAUACGACGAAUCUCAGUUCUACAUAUGCUGCGACAGAUGUCAAGAUUGGUUCCAUGGUCGUUGUGUGGGUAUCCUGCAAUCGGAAGCUGAUCACAUCGACGAGUACAUUUGUCCUAAUUGUACGAAUAAUUCGAACGCAAACGUGGCGAACACGAAGAACCUGACGCUGAAGGAUUACGAAGCGUUGAGAAAAUUAAUUAAACAAAUACAAUUGCAUAAGAGCGCAUGGCCUUUCAUGGAACCAGUUGAUCCGGAAGAAGCUCCUGAUUAUUAUAACGUUGUCAAAGAACCAAUGGAUCUCACUACCAUCGAGUUACGAGUCACCGAUCGCAAAUACAAAAAACUCAGCGAGUUUAUCGGUGACAUGACCAAAAUAUUCGACAACUGUAGAUACUACAAUCCGAAAGACUCUCCUUUCUACAAAUGUGCCGAAGCUUUAGAAUCGUAUUUCGUAUCCAAAGUGAAAGGUCUUCGUGAUAGAUUAACCGAGGCGAAAUAAUUCUCGUAAUCAUUACGAGCAGAACUUCUCAUCUUCUUGUUAUACGCUUCUUAUUAUGUCUGUUGUUCUCCCUCUAUCGCCCGAUUUUUUUGUUUGUUUUUUUGUUUGGUGGUAUGUUUUAUUCGUGAUGACCUUUAUAUAUUGUGCUAUUAUGCUACUUUAUUAUUCUUUUUUUCCUGUUUUAUAUUUUAAAAAAUCAUGCGAUUUAGAGAGAGGGGUUCCCGUUGUAUUUGUCCGUUUGUUUUUAUUAAUUAUUAAUUAUUAUAUAUAGUGUGUAUGCAACCUUUACUGUAAAAGGAAUGUUGAUUAAUUAUCGUUGUAAAUUUAUAUAAUGGUGUUAACAUUUGAGUAUAUAUGUACAUGAAUGUUGCCACUUUGUUUAAUAUUAUCCCUUUUUUUUACGUUAUAUAUUUUGUGUGGUCUUGUAACACGACUUUGGUAUUAUUUAGUUACACUUUUUUUCUUUUUUUUAAUUUAUUUCCUUUACUUUUUUGUAUUGGUAAUUUUUUUUUCGAUAUUUAAGUUUUUAAAUUAAACAUUUUGUAUUAUGUAAUUAGAUUUUGAAAGUUUUUUGUAAUUAGACGUAAUUUUAAUUAUUUUCCCUUUUUUCUGUUUUUUCUUUUUCUAUAAUUUCUUUUUUCUUUUAUUUACAUGUAAUAUUAUUUGUUCCCCUGAUAUUUUGGUUAAUUGUGUGUAUGGGAAGAGAAGUCGUACUGUUUACUUAUGUGUGUGCUGGAGAACUCGAACCAGAAUGUUUACCCCCUCUGAUGAGGAAAAAAUGAAUAACUCGAACGAAAAAUUUAAUAAAAUAUUUUUUAAAAAGAUGACCAAACUUGAUUGAAAAAUGUAAUAAAUUGUCAUCGGCGUGCGAGAAAGAAAUCGUUGAAAAAAAUUUAUCUAGUCUUUCAUGAUUAUUAUCAAUGUUUGAAAGGUACUUAAAGAUUUUUAAAAAAGUUUAUUUUUUGUAGUAAUUUUUAUCCGUGUACAUACAUUUAAAAAAAAAAAGGAGAAAAGAGCGGAUAUUUUCAAAAUCCAUUCGAACGUUACGCGUUGUUUGUUUUUCGUUGUUGAAUACGCGCCUAUUACAAAAAUAAAAACGUAUCUGUGGUAGUUUUGUAGUAUGGAUGUACAAAAUGAAACAUAGAAGUUUAAUUUUGUUGUAUAAUAUGUAAUUUUUUUUCUUUCUUUUUUUUUUGUAUUAUAAAUGAAUUAAUAUUUAUAAGAUAUUUAAAUUAUAUAGGUUUUUUUUCCAA
This is a messenger RNA of Planococcus citri (citrus mealybug), 10889 nucleotides long. It is a transcript of the gene E(bx), whose product is annotated as nucleosome-remodeling factor subunit NURF301 E(bx). Bases 559 to 9636 code for a protein of 3025 amino acids. The transcript has 38 exons. The record is from RefSeq and is a predicted model, not a curated record. Gene Ontology annotation, molecular function: RNA polymerase II cis-regulatory region sequence-specific DNA binding. Lineage: Eukaryota; Metazoa; Arthropoda; Insecta; Hemiptera; Pseudococcidae. Gene Ontology annotation, cellular component: NURF complex. Gene Ontology annotation, biological process: regulation of transcription by RNA polymerase II.